Molecule: messenger RNA, 171 nt
Organism: Trifolium medium
Lineage: Eukaryota; Viridiplantae; Streptophyta; Magnoliopsida; Fabales; Fabaceae
Source: the annotation of a GenBank genome assembly
AUGGAUGUCAAGACUACUUUCCUAAAUGGAAAUCUCCUUGAGGAUGUGUACAUGACACAACCUGAAGGUUUUGACAUUCCAGAGGAAGCCAAAAAGAUUUGCAAGUUACAGCGAUCAAUCUAUGGAUUGAAGCAAGCUUCAAGAAGCUGGAAUCUUCGUUUUGAUGAAACU